UGUAGCGGAUACAUAUGUACCACCAAAGGAGCAGAGAUAUUCAUUUAAUCUUAAGUACAGAAUGAGUGUGAAUUGUUCGGAUGAAGAGGCCAAAAAUGCGUUCCUGGCACAAGUUAGGAUAAAAGUAAUAAGUCGGCUUAUUGAAUUAGCAAAGCAAUAUCCCAGUAUGUGCAACAAAGUAAACGUCCGUGAGUGUUUUCAGUCUGUAAAGGUAGAUUUAAAAGCAUGCAAGACAACAAGCCGUAAAAAAAGAUCUGCGGAUGGCUUUGAUGUCGAUAUUAAAGUAGAGAUCCCAGUUGUAAGUCCAAUAGUUACAGACAGUAGUGAGCCUGCAAAAAAAGUACGAACUGAAACCGUUCUACAAGAGGAUAUACACACACAGAAAACAGAAUAUUCAUCACAGGUGAUGCCAUUACAUUUACUUUAUUCUACAUAUGUGGGGAAAAAAUUAACAUGUGCAAAUGGGACUAUUCCUAAUGACAACAAUGAGAUGUGUGAGGCAUGUAAAGAAGGAACAUAUCAUGACACUACAAUGGAUGUGUGUAAGAAAUGUCCAAGAAACUUCUAUCAGAAUAGUACAGGACAGACCAGCUGCAAAGCAUGUCCCGGUCCUGUAAAUAUUUACACUCUGUCAGAUGGUUCAACGUCAGAAUCCCAGUGUGUGGGGAACCAUGAUUGAGUGACGGAGAAGGCUGACUCUGUUCCUGAGAAAGAGACAUAAAUCUAAAAAAUGCAGUGAAACGUUGUAAAACAGAACUAAACAGUGAUAUUGAAUGAAAACAAAGUGUUUUGAAAGAUUAAAGAAUGCCUCAGGAAAUCCUGUCCUUGAGGCAAUGACCUGCAAUUU
Messenger RNA from Saccostrea echinata, 847 nucleotides. RefSeq names its product signal peptide, CUB and EGF-like domain-containing protein 2. Bases 62 to 679 code for a protein of 205 amino acids. The record is from RefSeq and is a predicted model, not a curated record. The transcript has 5 exons. Lineage: Eukaryota; Metazoa; Mollusca; Bivalvia; Ostreida; Ostreidae.